AUGCUCGUGUGUGAGCUAGCGUGCUUCUUUGUUGUGUCAUGGCAACCGAACACGAUAAAUUCUUUGUUGUGUGUGAGCUCAACGGCAAUGCAGUAUAGCGUCUGCAACUCCACCAUGAAAGGCUGGCCAGUGUCGCCGCUUUUUCCCUGCGUUCUUCUCUUCCUGACGUUCUUGUUCGCUUCGUCUGUCGCGGAGCCGGUGGCCAUGCGCGCCGAUCUUACACACGUGGACAGCGGCCGCGGCUUCACCAAGCACGAGCUCCUCAGCCGGAUGGCCGCCCGGUCCAAGGCCCGCAUGGCGACCCUACGCUCGUCGGGCAGCGCCCCGGCGGUGACCGUGCCAGUAGCCCGGGGCGGCUUGGACGUGGGUUUUUCCGAGUACCUCGUCCACUUGGGCGUCGGCACGCCGCGCCCGCAGCGCGUGGCGCUGACGCUGGACACCGGCAGCGACCUCGUCUGGACGCAGUGCGCUUGCGCGGCCUGCUUCGACCAGCCGUUCCCGGUCCUCCGCGCCUCCGCCUCCAGCACCUUUCGCCGCGUCCCGUGCUCCGACCCUCUCUGCGGUCACGCCGUGUACCUCCCGGUCUCCGGGUGCGCCGCCAGAGACAGGUCCUGCUUAUACGCCUACGGCUACGGCGACAAUUCGGUCACCACUGGCAAGGUCGUCGAGGACACUUUCACAUUCAAUGCUCUCGGGGGCAAGAAGCACGCCGCCGUGGCCGUGCCCAACCUCCGGUUUGGCUGCGGCAUGCUCAACGUCGGCCUCUUCAAGUCGAACGAGUCCGGCAUCGCCGGCUUCGGGCGCGGCCCGUUGUCGCUGCCGUCGCAGCUCAAGGUCGGCAGGUUCUCCUACUGCUUCACGGCCAUCAUAGAGUCGAGGACCAGCCCGGUGUUCCUUGGCGGCGGGCCGGACAACCUUGAAGCUCAUGCCACGGGGCCCAUUCAGUCCACCCCGUUCGCCCCAGGCCCUGCGGGUGCGCCUGUGGGUAGCUCGCCAUUCUACUACCUUUCCCUCAGAGGAGUCACCGUCGGCAAGACGCGGCUGCCGUUCAACGCGUCGGCGUUCGCGCUCAAGGGCGAUGGCUCCGGCGGGACGAUCAUCGACUCCGGCACGGCCAUCACGACCUUCCCACAGGCCGUGUUCCAGAGCCUCCGUGAAGCGUUCGUGGCGCAAGUACAGCUACCUGUCGCCAACGGCUACACCGACGCCGACGGCAGGCUGUGCUUCUCCCUCCCGGCGAUGAAGAAGGCGCCCGCCGUGCCGAAGCUGAUCCUCCACCUGGAGGGUGCAGACUGGGACCUUCCACGGGACAACUACGUGCUGGAUAACGACGACGACGGCACCGGCGCGGGCAGGGAGCUGUGCGUGGUGAUAUCUUCGGCGGGCAAGAGCGACCAGACAACCAUCGGCAACUUCCAGCAGCAGAACACGCACAUCGUCUACAACCUGGAGAGCGACAAGAUGGUCUUUGCGCCUGCGCGCUGCGACAAGCUCUGA
This is a messenger RNA of Triticum turgidum subsp. durum (durum wheat), 1497 nucleotides long. NCBI's taxonomy places the organism in Eukaryota, Viridiplantae, Streptophyta, Magnoliopsida, Poales, Poaceae. The record is from the annotation of a GenBank genome assembly.